Messenger RNA from Exophiala oligosperma, 1751 nucleotides. RefSeq lists its product as uncharacterized. NCBI's taxonomy places the organism in Eukaryota, Fungi, Ascomycota, Eurotiomycetes, Chaetothyriales, Herpotrichiellaceae. The transcript is spliced from 2 exons. Bases 134 to 991 code for a protein of 285 amino acids. Gene Ontology annotation, molecular function: protein kinase regulator activity. The record is from RefSeq and is a predicted model, not a curated record. Gene Ontology annotation, cellular component: cytoplasm; protein kinase CK2 complex.
UAAAGAACGUCCUUGCUGUCUUCCUUUGCACACAUCAAUUGGGCGUAUCCCUUUUCAAACCAUCUCACCCGUCUGAAAUAAUUGACAUUGUCCACGUCACCACCUCCCGCUCCAGAGAUUUUAUGCCACCAAGAUGAACGUGGACUUUCAGUCAGAAACUGAUAGUGACUACACGAGUUACUGGCGAGACUGGUUCAUAUCGUCCCGAGGAAACGAAUACUUUUGCGAGAUCGACGAAGAGUACAUCACGGACCGGUUCAACCUCACGGGUCUCAACACCGAGGUACACUACUACCAACAUGCUCUGGACCUGAUCACCGACGUCUUCGACCUCGACUGCGACGACGACAUGCGCGAGACCAUCGAGAAAUCCGCCCGCCACCUCUAUGGUCUCGUCCACGCGCGGUACAUCGUCACCACCCGCGGCCUGGCCAAGAUGGUGGACAAGUUCAAAAAGUGCGACUUCGGACGCUGCCCUCGGGUCCUCUGCGACAGCCACCCUCUGCUGCCCUUCGGGCCGAGCGACAACCCGGGCCUGAAGACGGUCAAGCUCUUUUGCGCCAAGUGCGAGGACAUUUACAACCCGAAGUCGUCGCGCCACGCCGCCAUCGACGGAGCCUACUUCGGGUCCAGCUUCCACAACAUCCUCUUCCAGGUCUACCCGGCCCUCGUGCCGACAAAGACCCGCCGGCGCCACGAGCCCAAGGUCUUUGGGUUCCGCGUGCACGCCGCCGCCGCGCUGGCGAGGUGGCAGGACGACGAGCGGCGGCGCAUGCGCAAGAGGCUCCGCGAGGCCGGCGUCGCCACCAAAACCUCGGAGCUGUACGUCGAGGACGGCUCGAGCAGCGACGGGCAGACCGAGGACGACAUCGGCCAACACCGCGACGGAGAUUCGAAAAUGACAAUGUCGGCGGCGACCACGACUACGACCACGACGGCGACGGCCGAACACGACGACGGUGUCGUCCUCGGAGAAUCAAGGUUAGGAUAGGCUCACUCACCCACUCGCUCACUAGCAGACCGAAAAUCGAGACCACAAUGUGGCAGCGAAAAACAAUCACGCCGAAGAGCCCUCCGCGUCCCGGUGUCAUGGCAGGUCGGUCGACUUGAACGAGAAACUCUUGGAGAUGGGACCCUGCGGGCUUCGUACAGCUCACCACAACUCGAAUACCUAGGUAAUGUCAUCGAAGGGGCCAAGGGACAUUGCUUGGUACGUCGGAGGAAAAAAGAAGGGGACAUGCGCCGUUUUUUUGCGCGGGACAAACAGACAUGCUUGCUUGGUCAUUUUUCGCGCAACCCACCAGGCGUCCAUGGCACUCUUUUUUUUCUCAGCAUCUUUCAACGUCAUGACCUACCUCUGGGAGGUUUGGCAUUUAACAUGAGUCGGAGGAACCCCACGCAGCCAAGGAUGUAACGGAGGGUGUCAGCAAAUGGGACGAAAGACACGAAGAUAGCAAUCGACGUUGUCACGCCGUCUGAAACGGUUUUACUCACUCCAACACAACAACGAUGCAUGCAUACUCCAAGGGAAAAUUAACGGGAAUAUGUUUUUCUUAUCAAUCUUUUCAUUCGGAAUCUUCAUUAUAUAUUAUGCUCUCUCAUCAACAUCAUCAUCAGGAUACCCCCUGCGCGCACGUUGACAUUUGAGGGUCAGGAUUCGAGCGUGUAGAUCGUACAGGAACAGGAGGACGUGUGUCCGGUGUUGCUGCUUCUUCUUUCUUCACUUUGACCCCCAGUCUAGGAUUAGGAGG